AUGAAGACAAAGAACUCUGCAGCUGAAUCCGCGCUCAACCGCCCAUCAAGGGUAAUCGUAGUUGGUAAGAGGCGUACUGUGCAGUGUUCCAUCAGAGACCCUAUUCCUAUACUUCACAAGUAUUACGAACCAGGGGAUCUUAUAAUUGGGGGCAUUAUGUCCCAGAUUUAUGUAUUUUCAGAUGCCAUGAACUUUGACGAACAUCCAUCUCAGAACAUUCCAAGUGGUCUUAUCCAUUUCAGAGCUCGCUGGACCUACCUUGCCUCAUUGGAACUUCUUUUUGGGAAAGGCAAAUUCAUCCCUAACUACAAGUGUGAUGCCAGGAAUGUUUUGCUAGCAGUGAUUGGAGGUGCUCAUUCACAUGUUUGUCUUCACAUGGCAACCAUCCUGUCUGUCUAUAAGAUGCCACAACUCAUAUAUGGCUCUGCUCCAGUGAUGAAUGAAAAAACUCAAGCUGUCUUCUCCCAUCAGAUGUUUCCAAACGGGGCCCAUCAAUAUAAUGGGAUUCUCCAGCUACUGUUGUAUUUCAACUGGAUAUGGAUUGGGGUGAUUUAUCAGAAUGAGGAUAUUACAGAGGAGUUUGUAGAGAAGGUACUCCCUCAUUUUUCCCAAAAAGGGAUCUGUUUUGAUUUCAUUGAACGACUCCCCAAACAAAUGUUUUCUGAUUAUAUUCCUGAGAACAUUGAAGAAGGCACAAAGAAAAUGAGGGUUGUUAUGGAAAGUACUGCCCAUGUGGUAGUUAUUCAUGGCGAAAUUCAUGCUCUGAUGUUUUUCAGAGUCAUGAAAGCAUACACAGACUGGGAUAAUAUUACAAUGAAAACGAAAGCUAAAGUUUGGAUUAUGACAGCCCAGAUAGAAUUCAUAUCACUUCCAUUUCAGAGAAGUUGGGAUAUCGGUUUCCUCCACGGUGCUCUGUCAUUUGCCCUUCACUCAAAGGAUUUGCUUGGAUUCCAGGAAUGUCUUCAGAUGAGAAACCCUCUGUCAGAAAAAAAGGAUGGCUUCUUGGCAGAUGUUUGGCAACUUGCUUUUAAUUGCUCAUUUUCAGACAGUGCAGUAGAUGAGGUAGUUGAAAAACCAUGCACUGGGGAAGAGAAGCUGGAAUCUCUUCCUAUGACUCUUUUUGGACUGAGCAUGACUGGCCACAGCUAUAGCAUCUACAAUGCAAUCUAUGCCAUAGCACAUGCUUUUCAUGCCAUGCGUUCAUCCAGGAACAAACAAAAUACACUGGUAAAACCAAAGAGUUUGGACCUUAUCAAUCAGCAUCCAUGGAAGCUCCACCAUUAUCUGAGAAGCACCUCAUUCAAUAACAGUGCUGAGGAAGAGAUUUCUUUGGAUCACAAUGGGGAAUUAGUAGCUGGUUUCAAUAUUUUAAAUUGGAUAAUAUUCCCCAAUCAAUCUUUUAUUAGAGUCAGCAUUGGUAAGAUAGACACAAAGGAGUCUUCAGGUGAAAUCCUCACUAUCCAGGAAGAUGCCAUUGUGUGGCCUGGGAUAUUUAACCAGGCACGGCCCCUUUCUCUCUGUAAUGAUCGUUGCCGUUUAGGGUAUACCAAGUCCAAGAAGGAAGGGGAACAAUUCUGCUGCUAUAAUUGCAUUCAGUGUUCAGAUGGGAGGAUUUCAGACCAGGAGGAUACAGAUGACUGUUUUGAAUGCCCUAAAGAACAAUACCCAAAGAGAUACAAGGAUGGAUGCCUUCCAAAAGAGAUAACAUUUCUGUCUUAUACAGAACCAUUGGGGAUCAUUCUAGCUACUUUUGCUCUCUGCUUUUCUUUCAUCACAGCUUUGGUGCUUGGAAUUUUCAUGAAACACAAAGAAACACCCAUCGUCAAAGCCAACAACCGAAAUCUCAGCUAUAUUCUCCUGAUCUCCCUCCUAUUCUCUUUCCUUUGUCCUUUCCUGUUUCUUGGCAAGCCUGAAAGGUGGACAUGCCUCCUUCGACAAACUGCCUUUGGCAUGAUUUUCACCAUGGCAGUUUCUUGUAUAUUGGCCAAAACUAUCACAGUGUUUCUUGCUUUCAUGGCUACCAAGCCUGGAUCUAGAAUGAGGAAAUGGGUGGGGAAGCGAUUCUCUAACUCCAUUAUCUAUUCUUGCUCCUUUAUUCAAGCCCUGAUUUGUAUUGUGUGGCUGGCCACCUCUCCCCCAUUCCCUGAUAUCAAUUUGCAUUCAGUGACUGAAAAAAUUAUACUACAAUGUAAUGAAGGUUCUGUUAUCAUGUUCUAUUGCAUCCUGGGCUUUAUGGGUUUCCUAGCCACUUUCAGCUUUGUUGUGGCUUUUUUAGCUAGGAAAUUACCUGACAGUUUUAAUGAAGCCAAGUUCAUCACAUUCAGCAUGCUGGUUUUUUGCAGUGUUUGGCUGACCUUCCUUCCAACCUAUCUGAGCUCCAAGGGAAAAUAUAUGGUAGCUGUGGAGAUCUUCUCCAUCUUAGCUUCCAGUACUGGGUUCCUGGUCUUUAUCUUUUCUCCAAAAUGUUACAUUAUUUUGCUGAGGCCUGAGCUGAACAGCAAGGGGCACCUGGUAAAAAUAAAGAAGUAA
Messenger RNA from Python bivittatus (Burmese python), 2529 nucleotides. The record is from RefSeq and is a predicted model, not a curated record. Lineage: Eukaryota; Metazoa; Chordata; Lepidosauria; Squamata; Pythonidae.